Molecule: messenger RNA, 1471 nt
Organism: Octopus sinensis (East Asian common octopus)
Lineage: Eukaryota; Metazoa; Mollusca; Cephalopoda; Octopoda; Octopodidae
Exons: 12
Cellular component (GO): extracellular matrix
Molecular function (GO): protein binding
Source: RefSeq, a predicted model, not a curated record
AGAUCUGCGAGAUAACUACAUUUCAACCAUCGAAGAAGGUACCUUCACGGGGAUUUCGAAUUUAAAAACAUUAUAUCUUAAGAACAAUAAAAUUUCGAACAUUGAGAAAGUAAUGUUUCAAAACCUUCACAGCUUAGAAACUCUGUAUCUUGGUGCCAACAACAUUUCAACCAUCAAACAAGGUAUAUUCACGCGGUUUAAGAAUUUAAAGACAUUAUAUUUGCAAAACAACCCAAUAGAAAAAUAUGAAGAUGGCGCUUUCUUAUUCCUCCCCAGUAUAGUUAAUAUUUACCUCCAAGACAAUAACCUUAUGAAGUGUGGAUGUCACUUGCCAGCCUUCGUUAAGUAUAUUAAAAAAGUCUAUAACAGAACUGUGGCUGUCUCUGGCACGUGUCAGGAAGGCUCAGGGAAACGAAUACUUAUACUGGAUUAUUCACAAUGUCAAAAUAUUUACUUGUAUUCUGUAGAUUACUCGUUAUAUCAACGGCAUUUACAGUGUCAAACAUGUUCAGGAAAUAAGUGCAAUGAUCUAGAAGUGACAAGAUGUCCAGGAGCAGAGCCAGUAUGCCGAUUCGCAAUAUCAAUGAACGGUGUUAAACUGAAGACUGAAAGGUCCUGCAGCACAUACAGAAAAUGUGUUGAAGCUAUGAGAAACAAUACCCUUACAUGCAAUAAACGGACGAAUAGCACGUCUUGUACUGGUUGUUGCGUCGGACACUUAUGUAACAAGAAUUAUUUCAAUGGCUGGACCAAAUCCUUCGUAUUUCGUUUGAUUAUUAAAAAGUUCAACGAAUAUAAAAUCCCUGCUGAGAACAUAUCAAGAGCCAUGGAGCAUGAGUUUUCAACCAUGACGGGAAAUUUCAGAGUAGAAAACAGUGGCUCAAACAGAAUUAAAAUAUUUGAUAUUUACUGUACAGUAUUUAGCGAAAUGACUGAAAGUCAACUGCGGCGCAAUAUCUCCCAAGUUUUGAACAAAUCCCAGGCAUUGCUUAACAUAGGAGUUAGGCAAAGCCACAUGAAAUUCACUGAUGAACGAAACAUCGACAGUACUUUGGAGGAGAUUUUAGAUGUAUCCCAGAAACCAGUGUAUUUCAAAGAAGAUGUUGAAUUGGCUGUAGACCUUCACGAGAAAAUGGUGCCACUUGUAUCGACUGUGUCGGCCAAUAUAACUUUGAACCACUCUCUUCGUAGUAUCAACAAUUUGUUAAACAUACCAGAGGAGGUUCUGACCGAGACAGAACAAGAGAAUAGCAGUGCCAACAGAUUGCUGGAUCUUAUACAAGAAAUCACAGAAAAGAUUCCACUGGAGGAGCAGCAAGUCACAGCUAUCUAUUCUAAUCUUGGUAUUGGUAUUUCCAAAGUGAAUCCGGACACAUUCGAUGGUCUUUUCUAUGGUGUUUCCUAUGGAACUAAUGAUGCAAAAGAAAAAACUAUGGUACCAAAAGUUCUCAUGAUUACUCUCUUGUUCUAA